Messenger RNA from Striga hermonthica, 678 nucleotides. The record is from the annotation of a GenBank genome assembly. NCBI's taxonomy places the organism in Eukaryota, Viridiplantae, Streptophyta, Magnoliopsida, Lamiales, Orobanchaceae.
AUGCAAGAUGGAGAUUCCCGAGAGAUAGAGCCAAAGGAUAAAAUUAUCAAAGUAUACUCGCAAUUCAUGACGAGGGUGGCUCAAUUUGAAGAGCUCGUGUCGACCGGGUGCACAUUACUCAUCGGCUUUCAGCAAGCUCUCGGGUUUUUGAGACGGCCGUCCAUUGACAAGACAUCAACACUGGUCGAGCGCAUUAUUAAGACUCAUGACUCGAGAAGAAUUUUGUCCUACGUGGAAUCUGGAUGUGUCAACUGUCACGACUGUGUACAGAAUGUGAGCAAACUGCACAAGUGUCAUCUCGGACUAGAGGACCAUAUUGAUCAAGCUGAAAUUGUUGUGAAUGAACUCAAAGGCCUUCUAGAUGAUGCGGUGUUGGUCGUGCAAACUUCUGGGGAAAAAGAUGAAGAUUUGAGUUGCUACUUUGAGGAUUCGAAUCUUGAAGUUACUUUGAGCGAUAGAGAGCAAUUUACAAACCUUGAAGUUGCCGAUUUUGCUGCCAUGAUGGCUUUCGUGUACAGUAUGUUGAAACAAGAUUAUGCAAUGCAAGUCCGAAUUGUGUCCUCACUAAGCUACAAGUCUUCUUUGUCUGGGGAGCUGGAGACGUAUUGCAAGAUGUGGUCUCUAAGGCCCUUUGUGGAUGAUGACAUUAUGCGUAAAGCUUGGGAGCUCGUUUCAUGA